CGAACUGACAAUGGCGGACGAUAAGCCCAAGGAAGGUGUUAAGACCGAGAACAACGACCACAUCAACCUGAAAGUGGCUGGCCAGGAUGGCUCAGUGGUGCAAUUCAAGAUCAAGCGGCACACACCGCUCAACAAACUGAUGAAGGCAUAUUGUGAGCGUCAGGGUUUGUCAAUGAGGCAGAUCAGAUUCCGGUUUGAUGGGCAGCCAAUCAAUGAAACGGACACGCCAGCACAGUUGGAGAUGGAGGAUGAAGAUACAAUUGAUGUUUUCCAGCAGCAGACGGGAGGAUCCUUCUAAGCCCUUAGUCUCCGCUGUAUCCCAGCCUCUCACCCGCUGCCUCCUGGGUCACACAUCCUGACUGCAUUCACCUCCAUCCCCCCUUCCUCCUUUACUGUACAUAUAUAUCGGGUGGAUGUGUGUUUGUCAUUCUAGGGGUUACUUUUGUUCUUUCUUCCGACAGUUUCAAUUACUAGUGAUAGUACUUUUGGACCAAGGCGACAUUGAGAUGGUGGGCGGCACAGUCUCCCCCACCUCCCUGCAGUUUUGAUAUGCUUUCUUGACUUUUAUUCCAGUAAAUUAUUUUUUUUUUCGCGUUUUUGUUUUUCCACAUACCUUUUACUGCCGGUAAUGUCUAUAUUUCAGAUUCAAUAGUCGCUAUGAAUUAUCAGCAGCUGGCUGUUAAUAUUAACUGAUGGGAGUUAACCCCGCCUCUCGAUUGGGAAAUUCUUUUUUUUUUUUUUUUUUUUUUUCCCCCCCUUCAUUUUUUUUUAAUUAAAAUGGAAACAAUUUUAUAACUUUUUGUAUGUAGCUGUUACAUGUAGCUGGGUGAAUUAAUAGGAAAGCUUUAAAAGGAAAAAUUGAAAAAAAGGAUAAACAUUUUAGGUAGUUUUUCCCGUUAAAGUCUGACAUCUCGUUGUUUAAAUAAAUCUUGUUUAAAAUAA
This is a messenger RNA of Xenopus tropicalis (tropical clawed frog), 942 nucleotides long. RefSeq names its product small ubiquitin-like modifier 2 (gene sumo2). The record is from RefSeq and is marked provisional. Gene Ontology annotation, cellular component: nucleus. Lineage: Eukaryota; Metazoa; Chordata; Amphibia; Anura; Pipidae.